Messenger RNA from Gadus morhua (Atlantic cod), 6279 nucleotides. RefSeq names its product solute carrier family 4 member 2b (gene slc4a2b). Gene Ontology annotation, cellular component: apical plasma membrane; plasma membrane; basolateral plasma membrane. The coding region runs from base 360 to 4091 and encodes 1243 amino acids. Gene Ontology annotation, biological process: bicarbonate transport; transmembrane transport; monoatomic anion transport. The transcript has 23 exons. Gene Ontology annotation, molecular function: solute:inorganic anion antiporter activity; monoatomic anion transmembrane transporter activity. The record is from RefSeq and is a predicted model, not a curated record. Lineage: Eukaryota; Metazoa; Chordata; Actinopteri; Gadiformes; Gadidae.
AGGGGAAGAGGAAGCCCUGAGGAAGAAGGCUGCUCUUAUCACACUAUGCUGCGCCUGAGAGGACACUCCGCUCUGCGAGCCGGCGUUUAACCUACCGCUCUCGAUCUCUGUUUGCUUUGGUCUUGAACUCUGAUCGUUGCUCACUCGCUCUCUCCCUCCCUCUCUUUCUCUCCACAGCAGAGUUCAGAGCUGCUCAGCGAUGCCAGCGCUGCUCCGUCUUCAGUAAUCCAAGGUUAUGCUGCCCAAAAGCUGCCUGAGUCCCAGUGAGAAAGAGAAGGGCUAAAGUCACACCGAUCCAGAAGCUUACAGAACUCCAUCACUUCUGCUCCUGCUGCCCCACCCCUCCAUCCUGCAGAGACAUGUCAGACCCAAGCCUUCCCCAGCCCAACACCCACGCCAUGACGUCUGUCAUCCACAGUCCCGAGGCCCCCACCUCCUCUUCCUCCUCCUCAAUCCGCGCGGCCCCUCGGGCCGAGGAAGAGGAGGAUGAAGACGACCUGAACAAGGCCCUGGGCGUCCAGCGUUUCCAGCAGAUCUUGAGCCCUUCCUCCGUUGUCCCCGACGACCAGCACCGCAACUACCACGAGGAGGACAUCCUAAACCACCGCCACUCCUCGCACCACAUCCACCGGCCGCUGUCCAAGCUGCCGCCCGACGGCCGCAGGAAGAAGAGCAGCAAGAAGAGGAAGAAGGAGCGCGACCACAGGGUCAGCGCCGCCGGGGGGGCGCCCAUCGAAGAGGGCGAGGAUGACGAGGAGGAGGAGGAGGAGGGGCUCGAGAGCCACACCUCCCAGUCGGAGACGGAGGGGCCCCAGGACGUGCAGUUCUUCGUCUCCGAUGAGGACCCCCACAUGACCUACAGGUCCGACUCCUCCACCACCCCCCAUGGGGUCCGAGACGUGAGCAUCGUGAUCCAGUCAGGUGUGGGGCUUGAGACUGAUGACUCCACCUCCACAGAGAAGCCAGAGUCCCCCAGCCCGGCCAGCCCGGCGUCCUCCAAGGCGGGCGCCGACCACCCCCCGCUGGGCCGCGUGUCCUCCACCAGCCGCAGCUACGACCUGACGGAGCGCCGCCGCACGGGCAACAUGACGGGGGCGGAGCAGGCCAAGUACCAGCGCAUCCCCACCGACGAGAGCGAGGCCCAGACCCUGGCCUCCGCCGACCUGGACGGCAUCAAGAGCCAUCGCUUUGAAGAUGUCCCCGGGGUCCGCAGGCACCUGGUGCGGAAGAGCACCAAGGGACAGGUGGUCCACACAGGGAAGGACCACAAGGAGCCCAGCACCCGCAACCGCAAGCAGGACCACACGCCCCACGAGGUGUUUGUGGAGCUGAAUGAGCUCACCAUGGACAAGAACCAGGAGAUGCAGUGGAAGGAGACGGCUCGCUGGAUCAAGUUUGAGGAGGACGUGGAGGAGGAGACGGAGCGCUGGGGCAAGCCUCACGUCGCCUCGCUCUCCUUCAGAUCCCUGCUGGAGCUGCGCAAGACCAUCUCCCAUGGCGCGGUUCUGUUGGACCUUGACCAGAAGAGUCUCCCGGGCAUCGCCCACCAGGUGGUGGAGCAGAUGAUCAUCUCCGACCAGAUCAAGGCUGAGGACCGGGCCAACGUCCUGCGGGCCCUGCUGCUGAAACACAGUCAUCCGAGCGAUGAGAAGGAGCACACGCCCCACUUCCCGAGGAACAUCUCAGCAGCCAGCCUGGGCAGCCUCAUCCCCCACCACCACCACCACCACCAUCACCACCACCAGCCCUCCAACCACCAUCACCCCCACCCGACAGAACCCACGGUCACAGACCCCCUCAUGGGCUCCACCACAGUCCCCGGGGAGGCGGAGCUCCGCAUCGACAUAGAGAAGAACGACGCACAGUUUUCCCAGAGUAAGGAGUCCUCCUUGGGGGCCAUGCAUCGCUCCAAGUCCAAACACGAGCUGAAGCUCCUGGAGAAGAUCCCCGAGAACGCAGAGGCCACGGUGGUCCUCGUGGGCAGCCUGGACUUCCUGGAGCAGCCCACCAUGGCGUUUGUGCGGCUGCUGGAGGCGGUGGAGCUGGACUCGGUGCUGGAGGUCCCGGUGCCGGUCCGCUUCCUGUUCGUCCUGCUGGGCCCGCCCAGCACCAGCAUGGACUACCACCAGAUUGGACGAUCCAUCUCCACCCUCAUGUCUGACAAGCUCUUCCACGAGGCGGCCUACCUGGCAGACGACAGGCAGGACCUGCUGAACGCCAUCAACAGCUUCCUGGACCUCAGCAUCGUGCUGCCGCCGUCCGAGAUGGGCGGGGACGAGCUGCUGCACUCGGUCUCCCGCUUCCAGAAGGAGAUGCUCCGCAAGAGGGAGGAGCAGGAGGUCAAGCUGCUGGAGCCCAAGAGCAUGGAGGAGAAGGAGGCCCUGCUGAAGCCCCCCAAGAAAGAGGAUGACCCCCUGGAGCGAACGGGCCGCCCGUUCGGCGGGCUGAUCCGGGACGUCCGCCGCCGCUACCCCAAGUACCUGAGCGACUUCAAGGACGCGCUCAACGCCCAGUGCGCCGCCGCCGUCAUCUUCAUCUACUUCGCUGCUCUCUCGCCCGCCAUCACCUUCGGAGGACUGCUGGGGGAGAAGACGGAGGGUCUGAUUGGUGUGUCUGAGCUGAUCGUCUCCACGUCGAUGCAGGGCAUUGUGUUCACGCUGCUGGGGGCCCAGCCCCUCCUGGUGGUGGGCUUCUCAGGACCCCUGCUGGUGUUUGAGGAGGCCUUCUACACGUUCUGCAAGGCCAACGAGGUGGAGUACCUGACGGGCCGGGUCUGGAUCGGCUUCUGGCUCAUCAUCAUCGUCACGGUGAUGGUGGCGUUCGAGGGCAGCUUCCUGGUCCGCUUCGUCUCCCGCUUCACCCAGGAGAUCUUCUCCUUCCUCAUCUCCCUCAUCUUCAUCUGCGAGACCUUCAUCAAGCUUGGCCGGAUCUUCAAGGAGCACCCGUUGAAGCGCUGUUCCCUCGGUAACGGUAGUGACUCAGAGCUCCAGAACCUGACGGUGCCGCUGGUCGCCGUGGGUAACGGCACCGUGGUGCCGCUGAAUGUGCUGGGCGAGCCCAACACGGCGCUGCUGUCCCUGGUGCUCAUGGCGGGGACCUUCCUCAUCGCCUUCUACCUGCGCAAGUUCAAGAACAGCGCCUUCUUCCCCGGCAGGUUCCGUAGGAUUAUCGGAGACUUCGGAGUUCCCAUCGCCAUCCUCAUCACCGUGCUGUUGGAUUACUGUGUCGAGGACACGUACACGCAAAAGCUGAGUGUCCCCAGUGGUUUCUCGGUCACCAGUCCGGACAAGAGGGGCUGGUUCAUCAACCCUCUGGGCGUCGUCAAGCCCUUCCCCAUCUGGAUGAUGUUUGCCUGCGCGCUGCCGGCCCUCCUGGUCUUCAUCCUCAUCUUCAUGGAGACCCAGAUCACCACGUUGAUCGUGAGUAAGAAGGAGCGAAUGCUGGUGAAGGGCUCGGGGUUCCACCUGGACCUCUUCCUCAUCGUGGUGCUGGGGGGCUUCUCUGCGCUGUUCGGCCUGCCCUGGAUGGCAGCCGCCACUGUGCGCUCCGUCACCCAUGCCAACGCCCUCACCGUCAUGAGCAAGGCCGUCGCCCCCGGCGACAAGCCCCGCAUCCAGGAAGUGAAGGAGCAGAGGGUCACGGGUCUGCUCGUGGCCAUCCUGGUCGGACUGUCCAUUGUGAUCGGGGAGCUGCUGAGGCAAAUCCCCCUGGCCGUCCUGUUUGGGAUCUUCCUCUACAUGGGCGUCAUGUCCCUCAACGGCAUCCAGCUCACCGAGCGCAUGAUGCUGCUGCUUAUGCCGCCAAAAUACCACCCAGACCACACCUACGUCCGCAAGGUGCGGACACUGCGGAUGCACCUGUUCACCUGCAUCCAGCUGGUGUGUCUGGCAGCGCUGUGGGUCGUCAUGUCGACCGAGGCGUCGCUGGCCUUCCCCUUUGUCCUCAUCCUCACCGUCCCCGUCAAGAUGUUCCUGCUGCCCCGCAUCUUCACCUCCAGAGAGAUGAUCUGUCUGGACGCCGACGACGCAGAGCCAAAGUUUGACGAGCGGGAGGGACACGACGAGUAUGACACCAUGCAUAUGCCAGUUUAACGUUGCCCAGCAACCACAUCCUUGACCCAGGGGGUGACUGAUCACGCUUACACCACCAAUUCUGUGUGAGUCCGGAGUCCGACUCACUUUCCUAGAAUACACUGUGAUUAAAAGAGUAAACCCAAACCUUGAGUCCAGCAUUCCGAGACCAGAAGCUGAUUGGACGAAGCUCCGCUGACGACGUGGGUCUUGGGUCAUGACAAUGGGUUCAGUUAAGUACCAGCCCAUUCAAGACCCAACCAAUCGAACCUCGCACACACUGACGCCUUUCUCUCUUGUUAGCUGCUGGCAUCGAGGAGGAGUCUGGCCGUGCGCCGCUUGUACUAAUAUAGUGGAACACUUGUGCGCACAAAAACACAAACGACUAAAAGAUAGUGGCUUAGUUUAAAUUAGAGUAGCCUUUUAAUCACCAGAGAUCAUUUUUGACCUGUGUUAAUAUUCCAGGGGAAGAGAGGUUAAAAAUCUGGCAAUGAUAUUGUUAUGAUGCUGGACCCAGACUAGGAUUAUAACCUGGGAUUAGAGUGGUCACACAUUCCUCUUUUACCAUCUUAAUUUAUUUUAACUCACCAAGCGCCUUAGGAAUAGAAAUAUGGGCUGUUUCCUGCCUUUAUCUGCCUUCUCUUAGACCGCAGCCACUCAAGCUUCCAGCACUUUUUAAAGACAAAGAAUCUGGAUGAGGAACUAAAUGCUGUGUGUUUUAACGUAGAUAUUUGUAAUAUUUCUGUCGUCCCGCUGGACCUCUAAUAUACCCGCUCAAUAAAUCAGCGUUGCCUUAAUUAGCUUUGUUGUAGCUCCCUAAAUAUAUAUCCCUGUGACUGAUGUUUAAUGUAAUGUUUCUGUAUUUUACAAAAUCGUAUUUAUAUGCAUACUAACUGGCUGAAUGUCGUUAGUUUUAGCCAGAGAAUAGCUAGCUAUGUUGCUUUGCGUUUGUGACUGGGGGAAGGUGCUGCAGUACAUCGUCUCACCAACAGGGGGAGACAUAAAAGUUGCUGAGACAUAAGUACUGCUGUUGUACCAAAACCUUAUAAAUAAAAGCAUCAGGGUACACACUAGUUACUAGAUCAUAUAAGUCACUCGUCAAAACAGGUUAUCUACCGUAGCUAAAUAAAAUUGUUGUGAUGUGGCUUGGUAUUUUUUGUUUUGCCCAAUUGUGUUCUGACUUAUUCACUUAGUGAAAUAAAGUUGAAAGGUUAUUUUGUUAGUGGGUGCUAACUGCUAACUAAAUAUAAUUGUGUUGUUUUGAUUGCCAAACGUAGUGACGUACUAGUUUUUAGUCUGAACGAUCAUCAGUUCAUUCAUCUCAAGUCCUGGCACGCACUGAGCUUGAAAAAGUUGUGCAAGACAUUUCACAACCCUUUUUAUUGACCUAUUGGUUUUCAACAUUCCACAAUGUGUUUGUAACUUCAUUUUACAUUUGUCUCUGGUAACGAAACUAACUAUUUGCAAUGCUUAUAGAAGAAACCUUUCAUUCAAGAAUCAUACUUAUUUAACAAAAUUCUACUUGAUUCUAGACAAUCUUGAAUUUUGGCACCAAUCUCUUUGCUGAAAACAAAGGCUUGUCAAACAUUAUUUUUAAUUCAUGCUAGGAUUGCCGAUAAGAACUUAUGUUUUGUCUCAGAGUUUACUUGAGAUUUAUUUCUUUUCUUUGGUCCUAUGUUUCUGUACAUCUCCCAUACCAUCACAAGAGAAACCUGUUGGUAUACGUCACAUACUGAAAUGUAUCUAAAUUAAACGUUUUGAAUGCCCUUCAACCGUACAGUGUCCGUACAGUAUGUAUCUUUUGAUUUCAAAAUGUUUGAAGAGUGAUCAGCACAAAUUGUUAUUUUUACUAUGUGUGUUUAUCCAAAUGCAUUGUUACAGGAGUGAAGCUAGAUUGAAUAUGUAAAGAAAAAGGUUUAAUGAAGGUGUGUGUGUGUGUGUGUGUGUGUGUGUGUGUGUGUGUGUGUGUGUGUGUGUGUGUGUGUGUGUGUGUGUGUGUGUGUGUGUGUGUGUGUGUGUGUGUGUGUGUGUGUGUGUGCGUGUGUGUGGAUCUGGCCUGUGGAUUGUGUUAAUCUGAAUGUGACCAGUUUGUCAGAAGUAAAUGCUAUAUUGUUCCAUUUAAAAAAAAACGCAAUACAAAGACAGAAUUUACCUUGUACAUAAUUGGUUCAAAUAUUGAUGGCAAAUAAAGAUAAUUUUUUAUUUAUUC